AUGGCACCGUAUGAGGCGUUGUAUGGACGUAAGUGUAGAUCUCCAAUUUGUUGGGAGGAAGUUGGAGAAAGAAAAUUAACAGGAGCUGAAAUAGAACAGAUUACGUCUGAGAAAGUGCCGUUGAUUAAGCAACGUUUAGAAACUGCAUUUAGUGUAAUCCGAUUUGGAAAGAAAGGAAAGCUAGCGCCGAGAUAUGCAGGACCUUACGAGGUUAUUGAGCGAAUAGGAACGGUAGCUUAUAAGUUAGCAUUACCGUCUGAGAUGUCGCAGGUACAUCCAGUGUUUCACGUGUCGAUGCUUAGGAAGUAUAUUCCUGACCCUCAUAGACUUAUUCAACCUCAGGAGGUUGAGAUAGACGAGGAGCUAUCUUAUGAGGAGGAACCUGUAGAAAUUGUCGAUACCCAGAUUAGGAAACUCCGUAGUAAUAUGGUAAAAGUGCUAUGGAGGAGCCGUACAAUUGAGGAGUGUACGUGGGAAACAGAGGCGGAUAUGCGGAAACGAUAUCCCCACUUGUUUGCUCAAGGUAAUAGUUUGUUUUGA
Mercurialis annua (annual mercury) is the source of this 540-nucleotide messenger RNA. RefSeq lists its product as uncharacterized. The transcript is spliced from 2 exons. Lineage: Eukaryota; Viridiplantae; Streptophyta; Magnoliopsida; Malpighiales; Euphorbiaceae. Bases 1 to 540 code for a protein of 179 amino acids. The record is from RefSeq and is a predicted model, not a curated record.